GUACGGACGCACGAAGACCUGUUGGAAAGAGGAACAUCAUGUCAGGCGCGAGUCGGGGUAGUCUUUCACCAGCCAUCGAGCUUUGGUUUGGUCGCCUGAAGUGCCCAACGGCAGCUGACUUUGAUGCAACGAAGUUGUAUAUUUGGUACGAUUAUUUCUGUAUCCAGCAGGGCCGGAACACUUCUGCUGUUGCAGAUCGCCAGCUUGCGAUUAAGUCCAUUCCGUCUUACAUCUCCCAGUGCUUCUUCUUCCUGUUGGAAAGGGUUGCUCGGGACCUGACGCGCACGGAUGGCUACACCAUCUCUGUGGAGGUUGCCUCAAGGCCCGCCCUGGUUCGGCAACUGGGUGGGAUUAGCGCUGCUCCUGGAAAGGGAUCCUUCAGCUUUCAGGAAGACGAAGAGAAGAUGGGGCCAGUCAUCAGUAGAAUGAUCUGGAGCAAGCUGCACGCCUUCCUCAUCAAGCGCGAAUACCCGAAAUACAGAAUGAUGCUGAACCUCCAACAUCAAUACCUGGCAGGCACGGGGGUGGAUGCCACGUAUAAUGUCGUGCCGAAUUUUUCCACGGAGGUUGACCCCUUUACAGAUCCAGCUGGCUUUGUGGUAGCUAGGUUCCUGCAUGAUAAUGGCUUCAAGAAUAUCGAGGACCGGGACGAAGACGGGUGGUCCCCCAUGUGUUGUGCAGUUCUGAGAGAUGACACUUUUCUGGUGGAAUCGCUUUUGAAGAGCAGGGCGGAUGCCAAUGAGGUCGCGACCAAAGAGAAGAAGGAUGCCCACAUCAGCAAAAAGAGCUCGGUCCUUUCCAUCGCUUCCAUCUUCAGCAGCAACAAAGUCCUGUUCAGCUUCUGUCAGUGUACAACAACGCUGUUGCAGUAA
Symbiodinium necroappetens is the source of this 872-nucleotide messenger RNA. Lineage: Eukaryota; Dinophyceae; Suessiales; Symbiodiniaceae. The record is from the annotation of a GenBank genome assembly.